Messenger RNA from Stomoxys calcitrans (stable fly), 1332 nucleotides. RefSeq lists its product as uncharacterized. Lineage: Eukaryota; Metazoa; Arthropoda; Insecta; Diptera; Muscidae. The transcript is spliced from 4 exons. The coding region runs from base 1 to 1332 and encodes 443 amino acids. The record is from RefSeq and is a predicted model, not a curated record.
AUGUAUUCAUAUGAACAUGAGUGCCAAAGGCACAUUCGCAUAACUGUCACUGGGGCACAGCAGUAUGCUGCUCAUGCUGCCGUUGUUCAGAAAUCUAAUUACAUUUUUUGGCAUCAGAUGUGGCUAAUGUUUGCCAACAACAUUAGCAGCAACAGUGGCAUCAGCGCUACCCAACAACUCCAAGAACUCACCAUAUCGUUUGGCUCGCAGCUCACCAUACGCAUUGGCACCCAGCACAAAACAUCCCUUUGGCUUGAACCUCACCAUAUCCUUUGGCUCGCAGCUCACCAUACUCGUUGGCACUCAGCACAGCAAAUCGCUUUGGCUCGCAGUUCAUCAUACCCUUUGGCUCGCAGCUCACCACACUCUUCGUCUCGCAGCUCACCAGAUACAUUGGCUCGCAGCUCACCAUACCCAUUGGUUCGCAGCGCACCAUACCCGUUGCCACCCAACACAAUAAAUUUCUUUGGCUUGCAGCUCACCAUACCCUUUGGCUCGCAGCUCACCACACUCUUUGUCUUGCAGCUCACCAUACCCUUUGGCAUGCAGCUCACCAUACUCGUUGGCACCCAGCACAAUAAAUCUCUUUGGCUCGCAGCUCACCAUACGCGUUGGCACCCAGCAAAACACAUCACUUUGGCUUGCAGCUCACCAUACCCUUUGGCUCGCAGCUCACCAUACCCUUUGGCACCCAGCACAGCAAAUCGCUUUGGCUCGCAGCUCACCAUACCCUUUGACUCGCAGCUCACCACACUCUUCGUCUCGCAGCUCACCAGAUACAUUGGCUCGCAGCUCACCAUACCCAUUGGUUCGCAGCGCACCAUACCCGUUUGCACCCAGCACAAUAAAUCUCUUUGCUCACCAUACCCUUUGGCUCGCAGUUCACCAUACCCUUUGGCUUGCAGCUCACCAUACGCGUUGGCACCCAGCACAGCAAAUCGCUUUGGCUCGCAGCUCACCAUACCCUUUGGCUCGCAGCUCACCAGAUACAUUGUCUCGCAGCUCACCAUACCCUUUGGCUCGCAGCUCACCACACUGUUUGUCUCGCAGCUCACAAUAUCACAAUACCCAUUGGUUCGCAGCGCACCAUACUCGUUGGCACCCAGCACAUCAAAUCGCUUUGGCUCUCAGCUCACCAUACUCGUUGGCACCCAGCACAAUAAAUCUCCUUGGCUCGAAGCUCACCAUACUCGUUGGCAUCCAGCACAACACAUCCCUUUGGCUCGCUGCUCACCACACUCUUUGGCUCGCAGCUCACCACACCCGUUGGCACCUAGCACAACUAAACACCAUAUCCUUUGUCUUACUGCUCACCAUAUCUUUGAUUCCUAG